Molecule: messenger RNA, 1476 nt
Organism: Naegleria fowleri
Lineage: Eukaryota; Heterolobosea; Eutetramitea; Acrasida; Naegleriidae
Exons: 2
Coding region: 1-1476 (491 amino acids)
Source: RefSeq, a predicted model, not a curated record
AUGGCUGCACAGAACGUGAGUAACUCCAACGGUGUUAUGAGCAGUGAUGAUUCUUUUGAUAUUGUCAUCACUGACAAGUCAACCAGUACUGCAAUGAGUCCAAACAUGGAAAAUGCUUCAUCUUUAGAUUCUGCUCUUAUGGCUCCCACAACGGCAAAUGCAACUGUGAGAACAAGACGCAGUGCUGGCACGACUAAAAAGACAAGUGUUUUUCAAUUAGUGAAAACAAAAAAUUCAUCAUCCUCUUCGAAUGGGUUGAACAACUCAGCAACAUCAACAUUAUCGGGUAGUAUUCAUAUGAAUGGAAUGAAACACAAUAGUGGACUUUCAGAUAGUAACAGUUUUCAUAAUGUGAAUUUACAAGGUGACACCCCGGAAAUGAAUGGCAGUGACAUGGUGACCGAUUUGGAAAAACAGCCAAUCGUGUUACCUAAAAUCGAUCUCAAUCGAAACAUGGACCUUUUUACGAACCCAAAAUCAUCGACAGAAAGUGUAAAUAAUUUCUCGAGAAACACGAACACAAUGGAAUUCUCGAGAAACACGAACACAAUGGAAGAGUCUCCUAUACGAGAGGAUUCCGAUAAAAAACAAAUGAGAAAAAGAAUAAUAUUUCAACUGAGACGAAUUAUUCAUCAAAUUAGGCAUUGGUGGUCCAUCAAAGCCAUCAAAUAUGCCUGCAUGACAGUGACAGCCAUUAUUGCCUUAUUUUUUAUCAUGACACUACUUGGUAUUUCUUUUGGAGGAAGCAAAACAUCAACCAUGGUUGACAAGAACACAGCAGCAACAACAACAAAUAAUGAAGAAAAAACUGUCACCUGGAUGGAAACUUUGGCUAGUUUCUUCUCCUCGCAGAGUGCAGAGCCACCACAACCAGAAGAAAAAAUUUUAACACUAUCGCCGGACCAAUACAAGACAAAUAUUGAGCAAUAUUUGGCUAAAUCUAAACCAAUAAUUUUGAAAAAGUUUAGUAGCAAAUGGAUUGCAUCUUCGACUUGGAGUAAGGAAUUUAUUACCAAUCAAGAAUUUGAAAAGAGAUUGAAGAGGCUGAAGAAAGAUCUUUCCAAGUGGGCAAAGAAGAAAAAGAUUUCUCUCUCUAUUGCUCCAUUGGAUGCCCUUUCUAGAUCAUUCUACCGACUUCCAUUUAUUGCUUCAAUGAAAGAGCACGAAUUUGAAUAUGACUUUCCUCAGAAUUUGGAUCAAUUCGCAACUUUCAAAAAAGUAUUUUCCGAAAUUUGGUUUACCAAAAGAACCAAGAAGGGAAGUCCUUUUAAUUUUGGAAGAAACGAAAAUAUCAACAAAUUCGUGAUUUGCGUCAUCGACUCUGAUUCCCCAAUCAAAGUAUCCUUGACAUCUCCUCAGAAAGAAUUGACAGACACUGAGGUCAAGAAGACUGAUUGCAUCUUUAUUCCUUCUGCAUGGAGCUUUCAAUUCAGUGAUGUCACGAACGGUAAAUUUGUGACAUGGAUUUUUGAAUAA